CUGUUGAAAUCAGAAGAGAUUACAUAUGAAUAUGGCCUCUCCGCAAACAUCCACUGGUUCUCUCACAUCUUGCAGACGAACGCAGACAAAUAAAACUGAGCAAAGAAGUCACCUCUGCUCUGAGUGUGGGAAAUGUUUUACCCGAAAGAGUAAUCUCCAAACGCACCAGCGCAUUCACACAGGAGAGAAACCGUACCAGUGCUUAGACUGCGGAAUGAGUUUUAGUCGACAGAGCCACCUCCAACACCACCAGCUCAUUCACACGGGAGAGAAGCCCUAUCGGUGUUCAGAGUGUGGGAAGAGUUUUACUCAGCAGGGUAUCCUUAAAAGACACCAGCUCAUCCACACAGGAGUGAAGCCACAUCACUGCUCAGAAUGUGGGAAGAGUUUUCUUCGGCAGUGUCUUCUAGAAAUACAUCAGUGCAUUCACUCAGGAGUGAAGCCGUAUUAUUGUUCAGAGUGUGGGAAGAAUUUUAAUCGAUAUACUGAUCUCCAGCAACACCAGCGCAUUCAUACGGGAGAGAAACCUUAUCAGUGCUCGGAGUGUGGGAGGAGUUUUACCCAAAAGAGCCAUCUUCAAGCACACCGGCGCAUUCACACAGGAGAGAAGCCGUAUCAGUGCUCAGAGUGCGGAAGGGGUUUCAUCCAACUGUGUGCUCUCCAGCAACACGAGCGCAUGCAUACAGGAGAGAAGCCGUAUCACUGCUUGGAGUGUGGGAAGAGUUUUACUCGACGGACUACUCUCACACAGCAUCAGCGCCUUCACACAGAAGAGAAACCUCAUCACGUUCAGACUGCGGAAAACAUUUUAGUGACUGAGCUGCCCUCAGAACACACCAGCUCAUUCAUACAGGACACAAGUGACCUCACUGCUCAGAAUGUGGAAAGAGUUGUAAUCGAGUAAUCUCCCAAAACACCGCUACAUUUACACUGGACUGAAGCCAGAUCACUGCUCAGAGUGUGGAAGGAGCUUCAGCUUUGAGUUCUUUGAAUAAAGCGAGUACACUUAGAGGAAGGUGUAAUCUCAUCAAAACCAUGUUCAUUCAUAGUUUUAUUGGGUUCAUCAUGAAUGAUGUAACCCAUAUCAGCUGUAGCUGAAAACUGCAGGAACCCGAGUUGAGCCAGCUGAUCAGACUCCUUGAAAAAAGCUGGAAUGCUCUUCACUAUUCUGAAAGGUAUAAGGAUGACAUUCAGUGAUGGCUUGUCUUGGGAGAUGCUUGUACAUCCACAUUUCAGCAAUGGUCUUCAGUCAGUCAAUCAGUCAGUCAGUGACUCGGUAAGAUACUCUGACACUAGUAGACUGUUUUGUAAUACACAGUUUUCCCCUUACUGCAAAUGUAAGCCAAGACAGUUGUUGUCUGAAGCUUGCUUCCUUAGCUUUGUUCUGGAGGAACAAAGUAGACAAAUGUAGCUAAUGAGAAAGGGAAGUUUACUUGCUUCAACCUAACAUCAUGCAAACUGCAUGCGUGUGUUGUAAUUUUUAGCAAUAUUAGAAAGUUCAUGCUCAUGGACCAUCCAGCAUUUCUAAUGCUACAUGUCUGAGCCAACCUGAACUUUAUAUUGGAUCACUUUUGAUGGCUGUUGCUUGUGUGUGAUAUUGGCUCUUCAAAUAACUGCAUUUUGUGUGGUCAGGUUUUUUUUUUAAACUCUGCAUGGGAAUGGCAAUCACUUGAGAUCCCCCUUCCCAUGGUAUUGAAUAUCGAUACAGUUUGGUAAGAAAGAAAGUCAUUAAGGCUUCAAAAUGGCUGUUAACACUGGUAGAAACCAUCUGAACAAGUCUUAAUGUGUAAUGUGAUGUUAUGUUAGAUGAUUUAGACAUGCAGUUUUACCAGGGUUAGCAUCAAAUGAUCUACUAAGCUAAAUUUGUGGCCUCAUAGCUCCACUACAAAACUAAAUUAAAUCAGAAAUGAAAUUCUACACUUAUUGUCCAUUUUAUCAGCUCCACUUACUAUAUAGGUGCACUUUGUAGUUCUACAGUUACUGACUGUAGUCCAUCUGUUUCUCUGAUACUUUGUUAGCCCCCUUUUACCCUGUUCUUCGGUGGUCAGGGCCCCCAUGGACC
Messenger RNA from Colossoma macropomum (tambaqui), 2062 nucleotides. Its product is annotated as zinc finger protein 239-like. The transcript has a single exon. The record is from RefSeq and is a predicted model, not a curated record. Gene Ontology annotation, biological process: central nervous system development; regulation of transcription by RNA polymerase II. Gene Ontology annotation, cellular component: nucleus. The coding region runs from base 26 to 904 and encodes 292 amino acids. Lineage: Eukaryota; Metazoa; Chordata; Actinopteri; Characiformes; Serrasalmidae. Gene Ontology annotation, molecular function: RNA polymerase II cis-regulatory region sequence-specific DNA binding; DNA-binding transcription factor activity, RNA polymerase II-specific.